CUAAGUAGAGAGCUUUUCUCUUUCGUCUGCUCCUAAGCCCAUCUUUUUCUCGUCAAUCUAGGGAAACCUUACCCUCAAGGAAUCAUGGCUGCCAGUGCCAACACUCGGAGCUUCACCGACGAGUUCCUCCCGCCGUUUGAGUACUUCUUCAAGGUGAUCACGCCGGAAGCCGUCCAGAACAAGAAAACAAUGCUUCCGGAGAAGUUUACAAUCACUUUCAAGGCCAAGCUCCCAAACGUGGCGACGCUGAGAGGGCCAAACGGCAGAUUUUGGCGGGUCGGGUUGACAAAAGAACGGCGAAACCCGAACAGAGUGUGGUUCGACUCUGGAUUCGGAGAUUUCCUCUGCUUCUACUCCAUCAUCGCCCGCCAUUUACUCAUUUUCAAGUACGACGGCUCCUCCGGUUUCGACGUUGUCAUUUGCGACCUGACCGCCUGCCAGGUUGUCUAUCCGAGCUCCGAACCUCAGGUUUCUCCCGGCGAUGAAGAAGAAGACGACAGCGACGAUGAGCCCACUGAAGACGAAGUCGAAGAAGAAGAAGAAAUCAGCGAUUCCGAAUCUGACAGUUACGAGCGGUUUGGCCGUGGCCGUAUUUGGAAAGGGAAACAGGUAGAGACAACCGGGAUUUCAAGCUCUCGCCGGAAACUCACCGGAGCGAAAAUUCGAGCUGCCGGAACUGCUUCAGGGUCCCGGCGCCUGCAACAACCAAACCGCCCUCUCACGGCGGCGGAGCGACUGGCUGGGGCGGAUGGGCAUUUGUGGAGGCGGCUGAAGGCAUCGAGGAUUAUGACGUCAACCAAGUUCAGCUGCAGCUUCGGCGGGUUGUCCCGUGGGAGCAAGAGAGGGGUGGAGAAAGCCAUGGAUUGCGAGCCAAGGAACCCUUCUGUGCUCAUCGUCAUGAGGAAUUUCCAUGUUUGCACGGGAGGAGUCCUGUACAUGCCCAGUAAGUUCGCCAAGCGGUACUUUUCUGGAGAUCGAGAAAGAGUCAGGCUGUGUGCUUACGAGGGGAAGACGAGAUUUGUGGGUGAAUGGCGUGCUUAUGCCGCCAUAAACAAGCCGCGGCUCAGCGUAUUGUAUAUCAGAGGGUGGCCGGAGUUCCAAUCGGACAAUAACUUGGCGGAGGGAGAUAUGUGCUUAUUCGAGCUCGUCGAUCAGGAGAAGAAAGUUUUCCAUGUCUACAUGUUUAGAGCUUGAUAUUUGUGCACUAAAUUGGAUCUUGUGAUAGAUUGUACUCAUUGUGCAAGGGAGCUACGUGGCAAUUUGAACUCGCCCCGUGGGUAUUACCCGACCUGAUCCGUGAUGGGCGGGUAUUACCUGACUCGCAGUAGCGUGGGGCGGGACAUGAGUUCUUACUUCCGACCUGCCCUGCCCGCCCGUUCUUGGCCCAUUUUAUCUCAAUUUCUUACCGUAUCUAUUCAUAUUUAUCAUAGUUUGAAUUUUCUUCAACUAGUUAGACUCGAACUUUUAACUAGUUAGACUUAAUUACCCGUUCUAUUAUAAAUACUUUCAUUCAUA
This is a messenger RNA of Linum trigynum, 1515 nucleotides long. NCBI's taxonomy places the organism in Eukaryota, Viridiplantae, Streptophyta, Magnoliopsida, Malpighiales, Linaceae. The record is from the annotation of a GenBank genome assembly.